This is a messenger RNA of Priapulus caudatus, 2704 nucleotides long. Its product is annotated as nuclear pore complex protein Nup85-like. NCBI's taxonomy places the organism in Eukaryota, Metazoa, Priapulida, Priapulimorpha, Priapulimorphida, Priapulidae. Gene Ontology annotation, biological process: mRNA export from nucleus; protein import into nucleus; positive regulation of DNA-templated transcription. Gene Ontology annotation, molecular function: structural constituent of nuclear pore. The record is from RefSeq and is a predicted model, not a curated record. Bases 2 to 2116 code for a protein of 704 amino acids. Gene Ontology annotation, cellular component: nuclear pore outer ring. The transcript has 18 exons.
CAUGCAGUUUGGUACCAGUCUAGCCGCACGCCACACGCCGCUACGCCAUCUAUAUGGCUAUAUGACAAAUAUGGCUGCAGAGCGGGAAGAAGGAAAUGUUAUGAUUAUUCCAGAUGCAGAAUGCGCAGCAGGAAUGACCGUCAAGUGGGGAUUCGGCAAUAAAAUGUUAUUGUACGCCAGCCGUGGACCCUUGCCUCCUGAAACAGAUAAGCCAUACGGCGCGAAAGAUGUGCGUCUGCACGAACUGAAAUGGGACACAGUAAUGCACAGUUGUUUAGUGCGCCCCCUCGUCAAUGAAUCACACGCCAUUUUUAUGAGUCUUCAGUCAAAGCGGCUUGCAGUGGGAGAGACAGGAACACGGCCUGAGUUGGUAAAGUUCAGCAGAGGUUACCGUUCGGUGAUUCACGCUUGCAUACUCGAAUUGAAGAAGGCUGGAAACUCGACACUGGACGAAGAGGAGGCAGCGGAACAUGCAGCUCUGAGUUGCUUAUUCUACGAAACGGAUCUCGUCUGGAGCAUUUGUGAGAUAUUUUUCAUCGAGCAAACACCAGGUGGCGUGAUCCUGCCCAAGUUGUUGGAGUGGGUGCGCUGGCACUUUCACCGCGGAGAGCAGUUGCUGCAGGAACUACUGCAGUCGGUUCACGACGAGGAAAGUACGAUCAAACCAGAGCUUCACGAGAACUACUGGCCUGCUGUGUACAGCUUUGUGCUCCAGGGAAGAUUGGUGGAAGCCCGCAAGCUCUUGAGUCUACAUCUGAAAUACAAGUCAGAGCCAUUCCAGAGCAUGGGAGAGCUCCUGUGCAAAAUGCCCAUCUACAAUGGCUUGACAGGUUGUUCGGUGCAGGAAUUUGAACUGACCUGGCAACGCUGGCAGGACGAAUGCUAUCGCAGACUUGAGGAUGGGGAAUUCAUCACAUACAAGGAACUAGAGACAGUUGCCAAGAUUCUGUGCGGGGACGAGGGAGUGUUCGUCGACAUGAAGGACCAGUGCGAGACGUGGUACCACAUGCUCAUCAGCAGGUUACUCUACACGAAUCCAGCCGUCAAGGGUCUGGAGCUGCAGUAUCACACGCAGGCAUGCAUCGACGCCUACGGCGGCAACUUGCAGCUAGGCGCCGUCGACCACAUCCUGCUCAGCGCCAUCGAGUACGACGUCUACCAGGUCAUCAGCGACAGCAGCACGCACCUGAGCUGGUGGUUCGCGGCCCACCUCACCGACCUGCUGCGUGCGGCGGGACAGCUGGACGACGCGGCGGCGCGCCCUGCCCAGGGCGGCGCUGCCGGAGCGUGUGACGGCGAUCUCCGCGAGUCGCUGCUUCUCGACUACGCCGCGAGCCUGACUGCGCACCCCAGCCUCUGGCGCGUUGCCGCCGACUACUUCGACCACUGUCCGCAGUACGGCAGGCACUACCUGGAAAGAUACUUGGAGCGGAUUCCGCUAGAAACGGAACGGAAGGCGCAGAAGGUCAUUCGGAUGUGUGAGGAGAGAGAGAUGACAGAACUCGCGUCCAGCAUUUGCAAAGUCAUGGGCAUGAGAGCUUUUCACGAAGGCCAGUUGGGGUCAGCACUGUCGUGGUGUUUGCGUUCUAAAGACGCCAGUUUUGCUGCGUUUAUCUCCGACAAGUUUCUCUCGGGGCACAUGGAGCGGGGCGACCUCUCGCACCUCGACAUGCUGGACAAUCUCGGACCGAGCACGCUCUUCAGCAGCAGCCUCACGUUCCUAGGAAAGUACCGGGAGUUCCACCGACUGUACGAGAGCAACGACAUGAAGGGGGCCGCAUCGCUGCUGCUGUCCCUCCUGACCUGCAGGCUGGCGCCGAGAAAGUUCUGGCUGAACCUACUAGUUGAUGUUGUGCCUCUCCUGGAGAUGGAGCCACUGCUGUUCUCUAGCAACGACACGUACGAACUGCUGCACUUACUAGAGGACGUGCAAACUGCACAGCGACUGCAGAUAGAGGGCAGCACCAGGCGGGGCAUCGAGUCUGAUAGCAAAGCAGAGACUCGUCGCAAGGGCGCGUCGUCUAAUGUAGAGAAGGAGAAGCUGGAUCUACUUAGACUGGCGCUGGCAAAGAAUCUAGCGAGGUCGUUCAUCGUAGAGGGCUCUCUAGCUCACUAGCUGCAGCAUCGUCAAGUUUGUACAGCGUGACCCCCCUCUCUGCCUCCCGACUUCCCCCUCACCUCUCGACCCCUCGUCGUCUUUCUCAGUGACUGCUUGUUCCAUUUCCCGAGAUCGAUUCUUUUAUUUUUUAACGUCAGGCGAGGGUUCGUGCGGUCACCGCGGCGGUUCGUCACCGUGACGAUGACGUCCUGGAUGAGAGGCGACCGGAAAUUGAUAGCAAGCAUCCAUCUUGAGCCGGUAGUGAUUGCACACCUGUCGUCUGUGUUAACCCUGUCACUACUGACCGCACCUCUCUCACCAGAUGUGCGUCGUUGUGCAGACAAUACUAUUGCUAUUUUGCGCCGGGAAACGAGUCUGAAGGGAAUUCAAUAUGUUCCGUUAUUCUCUCUUCUUUGUCCGAAGGAUGGUAAUUUAUUGGAUGUCGGUGGCUCCGUGAUCCUUAUAGGGUCACUAAAUUAUGUCUGUGAGCUACGAAUUCACGAUGUAAUGGGGGGUUUCGUUGUUAUUUGCCAUGCACGACUGCCAGCGGAAGUAUUUCGUGAGAGGUGCAGUUGUAUAGUAAGUAAUAAAUGUAUUUUAUAUGAA